CUCGAUUUGAUCUUCGGCCUUUCAAGUAGGACCAUCCAUGAUAGCUCCUGCGCCGCGCCAUCUGCGGUUGCACCAAAGAGUCAACGGAAAAAUUCGUGAGCAAGCACUAAAAGUUAACGACAAGCGCUGCGUUGUUGGGUCUUGGCGGGCAAAUGAUCGAAGGCGCGCGCUCUCGGUCGCCCAUCCAGCGUGUGUGGCUGUAGGCAAAUUCAAACUCGGCACGGCACAGUCUGCAUCAUGGCUCUAAGUAGGAUGGUCGUCUCGCGGUGUCUGCUGCUCAGGAACUGCUCGGUUCUGGGCGCACUCGGUUCUAGUGGUCCAGCAGCGGUGGCCGUACUCGGCGAGCGUCGGUGGAUCAGUGCCAGUUCCAGAGCCGGAGAAAAGUUGGCCCUGGCCAAAGCGGAAGUCAAGGGUGUCCAGAAGCACGACUGGAAUCGAGCCGUUAGUGAAGCGGAACAGAUCGUGGGCUAUCCGACGUCGUUUCUGAAUCUACGGUUUUUGCUCAGCGACGAGAUUGCCAAUGUGGCAUUGCAUCUACGAAAACUGAUUGGAAGCAAUCAUCCGUUGCUCAAGUCCGCCAAGUCACUCAUCUACAACGACAAAAGCCAGCAGGCAUGGGGACUGAUCAUUUUGCUGAUUUCCAAGGCAGCUGGGCACACAGCCUCCGUGCCGGAAAUGGACCAGGACCGGAGCGUUGGUGUGCUGCACUCACAGCGUGCCCUGGCCGAAGUCACGGAGAUGAUUCGCAGCUCCCAGUUGAUCCACCAGGGCGUAAUCAAUCUGCAAUCGAUGGACAAUGCCGGAAACAAUUUGAGCGGCGAUAGCGACAUGGUUUUCGGAAACAAGAUCGCUUUGUUAGGCGGAGAUUAUCUGCUGGCCCAUGCCAGUAAGCAGAUCGCUUCGUUAAGGAACCAAGAUCUGAACAUGUUGAUGACAUCAGCCUACCGGGACUUGGCAGAGUCCGCCUUCAUAGGUGACAGUGACGAUCAGAACAAUCCACUGCCUUCGAAACCGGAAACUCCGGCCGGUACGAACUCUCAUGAAUGCACCCUCGAAGAACUGGACUUUGGAGAUGUUCGAGACAACAUGGAACCGAUGCGUGUCGAAGGAGUCAUGGGACAUCCGGAAAAGGAGUGGUCCCUCAGACACGUCCUCGGCGGAGGGAGCCUUCUGGGCAAGAGCUGUCACGGAGCUCUGAUGCUUGCCGGACAUCCCGAGGAACUCCAGAAACAGGGUUACCUCUUCGGGAAGCACAUGUCCCUGGCUUGGCAAGCUUCGAUCGAGUUGCAGCCGUUCCUGCUCAAUCAACUACCUCUAGGAGCCAACUUCAGUUUGGUUUCGGCACCGGUUCUGUUCCACUUGGAGUACGAUCCAAGCGUCUACGAACUCAUCGAACCGGGCAAGAACUCGAUCGAAGACGUGGACUACGCUGCGCUGCAUCGGGAGAUCAUUCGCGGACCCGGCCUGGAAAAGACCCGGAACCUCCAGAAGAAGCACAGUCUUGCGGCGAUGAACGUCCUGGAUCGAUUUCCGACGACCGACGCCCAGACGGCACUGCAGAAUAUCAUUCUGGCAAUGCAGCAACUGUAAGAAUGCAAGCUAUGUUUUUAAAUUUAUGUAUCUGUUUGUGAUUAUGCAAAUUGUGCAAUAGUUCGUAAGCGUUUGGCAUUUCUGUCCAUCGAAUGUUGUGUUAAGAUUAAUGAUGUGUAUAAUAUAUUCCUGUGUAUAAAUAAGUAAAUCAACAUACUAAUUUUUAACAAGAAUAAAUCUUGCUUUUUUUGGUGUCA
Molecule: messenger RNA, 1787 nt
Organism: Aedes albopictus (Asian tiger mosquito)
Lineage: Eukaryota; Metazoa; Arthropoda; Insecta; Diptera; Culicidae
Product: all trans-polyprenyl-diphosphate synthase PDSS2
Exons: 4
Coding region: 238-1590 (450 amino acids)
Biological process (GO): ubiquinone biosynthetic process; isoprenoid biosynthetic process
Cellular component (GO): transferase complex; mitochondrion
Molecular function (GO): prenyltransferase activity
Source: RefSeq, a predicted model, not a curated record